This is a messenger RNA of Striga asiatica, 2601 nucleotides long. Lineage: Eukaryota; Viridiplantae; Streptophyta; Magnoliopsida; Lamiales; Orobanchaceae. The record is from the annotation of a GenBank genome assembly.
CACUUAACCAAUUUUCACCGUGGGCUCCAAAAAUGUCAGGGCCGCCCCUGUUUGUGCCGGUACACAAGUUCCCAUAAAACCUUUUCAUCGCCAUUCUGCUUCUUCACUUGCGAAUUAUUGUUUAUCUACUCCGUGCCCUGAAAUGAACGGAGACGAUAAAAUUGCCGCCUCCGAUGAUUGCGCCGUUCUGGUGGAACUUCCGUUGGGCGACGCCGCGCCGGAUUUCAGCCUGGAAAAGGCCGUCUGCAGCCACGGCCUUUUCAUGAUGUCGCCCAACCACUGGGACCCACACUCUAAAACCUUCCGGCGGCCCCUCCGCCUUGAUGCAGACGGCGAUGAAACCUCGCGCGUGGUUCACGUCUCCCACCCUCCCGACUCCGCUCACGUGCUCCACGUCCGCGUCAUCGGCACGCGCGUUCUAACCACCCAGCAGCAGCAAUUCUUGCUGCCAUUGAAUUUUCAGAGUCAAGUGAGGAGAAUGCUACGAUUAUCAGAGGAAGAAAACAGGAGGAUUGUUGAGUUCCAUGAAUUGCACCAAGAAGCAAAACAAAGGGGGUUCGGGAGGAUGUUUCGAUCACCCACAUUGUUUGAGGAUGUUAUUAAGUGCAUUCUCUUGUGCAAUUGCCAGUGGUCAAGGACUUUGGGCAUGGCUCAAGCACUUUGUGAGCUUCAAGCUGAACUACAACAUCCAUCGAACGAAGUUCACAUUUUUGCUCCCAAUACACCUGCAGGAAAAGAAUCAAAAAGGAACUCUGUAGCUCGUAAAUGCUCAAAAAAAUUAGGAAAAAAGUACACAGAGGAUAUAGCUGCAGUAGAAGACAUCGAGACAAACAUCAAUAAUUCCGAAAUAUUGAAUUUUUCUGACGAAACAGAAAAGUUAAGUACAACCCUCAUUUCAACACAUGUUCCUAUGUCUCAGCCUUCAGAAGGGACAAAAGAUCAUUUGGGCCCCACAAUUGGUAAUUUCCCGAGCCCAAAAGAAUUGGCGACACUUGAUGAGGGUUUCUUGGCCCGGCGCUGCGGUCUCGGUUAUAGGGCGCGUCGUGUGAUAAAUUUUGCUCGGGAAAUUGUUCAAGGCAGAUUUCAAUUGAGCGAUCUCGAAUGUGUCUCGUGUGGUACAGUCAGCAUAUCCAAUUAUGAAAAUUUGAGUGAGAAGCUGAGAGUGAUGGAGGGGUUCGGGCCUUACACGUGCGCAAAUGUACUAAUGUGUGUGGGCUAUUACCAUGUCGUGCCUUCGGAUUCAGAAACAAUUAGGCAUUUGAAACAGGUGCAUGCAAAAAGGUCCACAAUUGAGACAGUUCAGAGUGAUGUAGAAGAUAUCUAUGGAAAAUAUGCACCAUUUCAGUUCCUAGCUUUCUGGUCAGAAAUUUGGCAGUUUUACGAGGAACGGUUUGGUAACCUAAGCCAAUUGUCUCCUACUGAUUAUAAACUCAUUACUGCUGCAAAUAUGAGACCCAAAAAAAGGAUGGGAAGUAAGAGGAAAUUAUCUGUUGUGGAUGAAGUAUGAUGUGUGAAAUGUGUUUAAAAACUACAUCUGUACUUUUAUUCCACAAGGAAAAAAUUAUAAAAUUUUAACUUUCCUCUUUCCUUUUCGUUUUUCCUUGCUAAGAUUCUGUCAGAAUAAAUUGUUUUUUUCGUCCUAUAUGUUUAGUUAAGGCAACCAAGUCGUCCCCUUUAAAUAGCUGUUUUGAUUUUCGUUCGUAUAUGUUUAUAAAAAGGUUAUAAAAAGGUUACUAAAAGUUCCUUGCCUCGUCGUGAAUCUGUAAUUUAAUUGAAAACAUGCACGUGAGCCUAAUGUGACCUGUUUAUUGGUCCAUUUAAUCUUCAGUGGAACUAGAAUUCCAGCGCGACGAUAGAAAUUGACUAAUGACUUACAAAAUUAAACCAAAAAUUUUAAAUCCACAUAGCUUGACUUGUCGAAAUAAAAGUCUGGAAAUAAAAACGGACAUUUCACGAAAUUACAAUCAAAUCACAAAAUUCUCAAAUCCCCAAUCCCGUCUAAGAACCCUAGAAUAGAAAUUUUUCAAAUUGCCAAUCUCGUUCUUGUAAAACCUAGGCUAGGGCAUGUCGGAAUCUUUGCACGCUGCCAGUUACUUGGAAUGUUGGUGCGGAAGAAUGACAGUUAUUCGGAUAUAAUGGACGGCUGAAAAUACAGCAUGGAGGAUGUAAUUUUUUUUCGUGGGUCGACCCUCUUAUGUGUGACCGAUCCAAAAUAUCAUCCUUGGGUUGUUGAAAAAAAUCAAUGCGCUGGAGGGAGCAAAUGAAGAUCUGAAGGUUGAGAACACCAAAUUGCACAAGAAGAUUGAACAAUUACAAGCAUCCAACAAGAAGUUGGUUGAAAAGGAAAAAAAAUGUGGGAUGAGAAUAGGGUUUGCACUGGCUAUAUCAAGUUUGUUGUGGAUAUUACUUUUAUAUCAAGUUCUGAAUGGUUAUGAGAAAGUUCGAGGAUGUGGAUUGAAGAUAAUUGUGUAACCUUUAAUUUCCUAUGUCCAUUGUUUUUCCCUUGUAAUGUGGUGCAUUAUAAAUGUGGUUUUCCAUGUUCAGGCUGUGUAAUAUACUCUUGUAUUUUCUGCAUAACCUUUAUAUAUGUGGGGCAUUACC